Strongylocentrotus purpuratus (purple sea urchin) is the source of this 937-nucleotide messenger RNA. RefSeq lists its product as uncharacterized. The record is from RefSeq and is a predicted model, not a curated record. The coding region runs from base 68 to 937 and encodes 289 amino acids. The transcript has 6 exons. NCBI's taxonomy places the organism in Eukaryota, Metazoa, Echinodermata, Echinoidea, Camarodonta, Strongylocentrotidae.
AGCAACCAUCGGAUGCCACAAACCAGGUUCAAUAAAAUGUGGUGCUCCAUAUAUUCCUCAUCAUGCUAUGGUGGAAGAUCUCCGUUUGAAUUACGACUUUGGUGACAGUGUGAAUGUGAGGUGUAAUACCAGUGAUGCUAUCUUCCCCCUUCAAUGUCAUAACAAAGGAUUGUGGAGCGGGCCGCUUGCGUCUUGUCCCGAACCCGAACCAAAGAGUGCUCCAUCAGUUGACUCUUGUACUGCCCCAGCAGUGCCAAUUGAUUCAACCAUUCAGAAUCUUCGUCUCUCAUACAAAGACGGUGACAGGAUGAACGUGACAUGUAACGAGGGCCCUGAGUGGUUCGGCGUGACAUGUGAGGAUGGAAUAUGGACAGGCCAAAACAUAGUGUGCCCUAAUCCUGCCAUAGAAUGCAAUCAACCAAUCAUCUCUGUCGACGCAUACAUUGGAAAUGUUAAGCCUCGCUACAAGAAUGGUGACCAAGUGAACAUCACAUGUAACGACGAUUCUGUUUCUUUAAUUUGGGAAUGUCAACGAGAUGGAUUGUGGCGUGGGCCUCCCUUCGAAUGCUCUCGUACUAAUCCAUCGCCUGAAGGACAACAACCUUCAUCCCCGGGGCGCCUUACAAGACUUAACACUGAGCAUGAUGGAAGGGAUUACUUUAUCACCGGCCUUCUGGUUACAGCUGUCAUCUUAUUCAUCCUUGUUCUGAUGUGUAUGGCUGUGUUUGUUAUCUUCAUGAGAAAUCGUGGAUACGAUUUGGUAACAUCAUCGAAAGACGCUCUUCAAGAUGGGAAUGGAUCCAGAGGACCUCUUCCAGACGUUCCUGAAGGAUAUGCUAACUACGUUGCUGGUGAACAGUCACUCUAUGUCGAACCAUAUCUCAAACAAAAUGGAGAUCACAUUCCAGCCUAUGAAGUCUACGAAAAACCAGUUUGA